GCGCCUUCAGGCCCUGCGCCGGGUCCCGUCGUCGCUGUUCGAGUGUGCUGAGCUCUGUCCAGGGCGGAGGACGGAGCAGGCUGGUGGCACCUGCCAGGGGUGGGCUGGUCCUCCGUCUGUCUCCGAACCCACCUUGGGGAUUUCUACUCACGGACAUUUCUGCACACCUUCAGGGAUGCAUCUGGAGGGCUGGAGGGGGCCUGGAGCCCCAGCGGCUGUGGCUGGGGCGGAACUUUGAGAGUGGUGCUGUUGUACGCUUUUCUGGGGACCAGUAUGGGUGCAGUAGCCCCUGAGAGGCCUAAGGGUGAUCCGUGAGGACUCACGCGUAAAGCAGAGCGGGCGGAGCCGAGCCAUGCCGCCCUUGGUGCUGGAGCGCCGUCCUGGGCUGCAGCCCGGUGUCUCGCUGCUGGUGCGGUACUUCAUGAUCCCCUGCAACGCCUGCCUCAUCCUGCUGGCCACCUCCACGCUGGGCUUUGCUGUGCUGCUCUUCCUCAGCAACUACAAACUUGGGACCCACUUCACAUCAGCCCCUCUGAUGCCUCCUGAUGUGUGCAAGGGAAUGCUCUGUGGCUUUGGUGCCAUAUGCGAGCCCAGCACAGAAGAUCCAGGCCAGGCCUCCUGUGUGUGCAAGAAGAGCACCUGCCCAGCUGUGGUGGCACCUGUGUGCGGUUCGGAUGCUUCCACCUACAGUAAUGAGUGUGAGUUGCAGCGUGCACAAUGUGUCCUGCAACGGCGCAUCCGCCUGCUCCGCCGUGGGCCCUGUGGGUCCAGGGACCCCUGCGCCAACGUGACCUGCAGCUUUGGCAGCACCUGUGCACGCUUGGCUGAUGGGCAGACUGCCACAUGCCUGUGCCCAGUGACCUGCCAUGGGGCCCCAGAAGGUACUGUGUGUGGCAGUGAUGGCACCGACUACCCUAAUGAGUGCCAGCUUCUGCGCCAUGCCUGUGCACGCCAGGAAAACAUCUCCAAGAAGUUCGACGGCCCCUGUGACCCCUGCCAAGGAGCCCUUGCUGACUUGAGCCGCAUCUGUCGUGUGAACCCACGCACACGGCGCCCGGAGAUGCUUCUACGGCCAGACAGCUGCCCUCCCCGGCACUCACUUGUGUGCGGGGAUGAUGGAAUCACUUACGAAAAUGACUGCAUCAUGGGCCGCACUGGGGUCGUCCGGGGCCUGCUCCUCCAGAAAGUGCGUUCUGGCCAGUGUCAGCCUCAAGAUCAGUGCCCUGAGCCUUGCCAGUUCAAUGCUGUGUGCCUGUCUCGCCGUGGCCGUCCCUACUGCUCCUGUGACCGUGUCACCUGUGAUGGGGCCUACAGGCCCGUGUGCGCCCAGGAUGGGCACACAUAUGACAAUGACUGUUGGCGCCAGCAGGCCGAGUGUCGGCAGCAACGUGCCAUACCCCCCAAGCACCAGGGCCUGUGUGCCCAGGCCCCAUCUCCAUGCCACGAGGUUCGGUGUGCGUUCGGGGCAACAUGUGCAGUAAAGAAUGGGCAGGCUGCAUGUGAAUGCCAGCAGGUGUGCACAGGUGUCUACGACCCCGUGUGCGGCAGUGAUGGUGUCACGUAUGGCAGCGUGUGCGAGCUGGAGGCCAUGGCCUGUGCCCUGGGGCAGGAGAUCCAGGUGGCCCGCCGAGGACCUUGUGACCAGUGUGGGCUGUGCCAUUUUGGAGCCCUCUGUGAGGCUGAGACUGGGCGCUGUGUAUGCCCCUCUGAGUGCGUGGCAUCAGCCCAGCCUGUAUGUGGUUCUGACGGGCACACGUAUGCCAACGAGUGUGAGCUGCAUGUCCAUGCCUGUACACAGCAGAUCAGCCUGCAAGUGGUCUCGGCCGGACCCUGCCAGACCUGUGGGGACACAGUGUGUGCCUUUGGAGCAGUGUGCUCAGCAGGGCAAUGUGUAUGUCCUCGGUGUGAGCACCCCCCACCGGGCCCUGUGUGUGGCAGUGACGGCAUCACCUACCCUAGUGCAUGUGACCUGCGGGAAGCUGCCUGCCGGCAGCAGAUGCAAAUUGAGGAGACCCGGGCCGGGCCCUGUGAGCAAGCCGAAUGUGGCUCAGGAGGCUCUGGCUCUGGGGAGGAUGGUGAUUGUGAGCGGGACCUAUGCCAGCAGCGUGGCGGCGUCUGGGAUGAGGAUUCAGAAGAUGGGCUUUGUGUCUGUGACUUCAGCUGCCAGAGUGUCCUAAGGAGCCCGGUGUGUGGCUCAGAUGGGGUUACCUAUGAUACUGAGUGUGACCUGAAGAAGGCCAGGUGCGAGUCUCAGCGAGAACUGUACGUCGCAGCUCAGGGAGCCUGCCGCAGUCCCACAUUGGCCCCACUGCUGCCUGUGGUUCUCCCACACUGUGCCCAGACCCCCUAUGGCUGCUGCCAGGACAAUGUCACCACUGCCCAGGGUGUGGGCCUGGCUGGCUGCCCUAGCAUCUGCCAGUGCAACCCACAUGGCUCGUAUGGUGGCACCUGUGACCCAGCCACAGGCCAAUGCUCCUGCCGACCAGGUGUGGGGGGCCUCAAGUGCGAUCGCUGUGAGCCUGGCUUCUGGAACUUCCGUGGCAUCGUCACUGACAACCUGAGUGGUUGCACUCCCUGCAGCUGUGACCCCCGGGGUGCCGUGCGGGAUGACUGUGAGCAGAUGACUGGACUGUGCUCCUGUAAGCCAGGCGUGGCUGGGCCCAAGUGUGGGCAGUGUCCAGAUGGCCAAGCCCUGGGCCCUGCUGGUUGUGAAGCAGGCUCCUUGGUGCCCAAGACCUGUGUGGAGGUACACUGUGAGUUUGGAGCCUCCUGUGUGGAGGGAGCUGGUUCUGCCCACUGUGUCUGCCCAGCCCUCACGUGCCCAGAGGCCAAUGCCACCAAGGUCUGUGGGUCAGAUGGCGUCACAUAUGGCAACGAGUGCCAGUUGAAGACCAUCGCCUGCCGCCAGGGCCUGGUCAUCUUCACCCAGAGUCUUGGCCCAUGCCAAGAUGCUGGUGCUUUCGGCACACACCCAACAUCUGCAUCUGUGACCACCCUGAAGCGUGUCCUGAGUGAGGCGUUGCCAUCCCUCCCCAGCGCCCUUCCCUUGGCACCCAGCAGCGUCCCCCAUGGCCAGCCCACCGCUUCGCCCACAUCACGACCUCGGACCACAUCCAGCAUCCCCAGGCCCACUGUACAGCCUGUGCUAACCAUACCCCCCACAGCAGCCUCCAUUGGCACCAGCCUUGCCUCAUCGGCCUUUGGUGAAUCCGGCAGCACUGAUGGCAGCGGUGACGAUGAGCUCAGUGGAGACCAGGAGGCCAGUGGGGGAGGCUCUGGGGGACUUGAGUUUCCCUCGGGGAUCAGCGUGGUGACUCCUGGGCCACCCAUGGAGAGGGCUUCCUGCUACAACUCCCCCUUGGGCUGCUGUUCAGAUGGCAAGACACCCUCGCUGGACACAGAGGGCUCCAACUGCCCUGCCACCAAGGCGUUCCAGGGCAUACUGGAGCUGGAGGGGGUCGAGGGGCAAGAGCUGUUCUACACACCCGAGAUGUCUGACCCCAAGUCAGAGCUGUUUGGGGAGACUGCCCGGAGUAUUGAGAGCUCGCUGGAUGACCUGUUCCGAAACUCCGAUGUCAAAAAGGACUUCCGGAGUGUCCGCCUGAGGGACCUGGGGCCUGGCAGAUUGGUCCGAGCUAUUGUGGAUGUGCACUUUGACCCCACCACAGCCUUCAGGGCUCCAGACGUGGGCCGGGCCCUCCUCAGGCAGAUCCAGGCAUCCCGGCGGAGGGGUUUGGUGGUGAGGAGACCUCUGCAGGAACAUGUGCGAUUCAUGGACUUUGACUGGUUUCCAGCCUUCUUGACAGGAGCUGCCACGGGAGCUACAGCUGUGGUGGCCACAGCCAGAGCCACCACUUCGGGCCAACUGCCCUUCUCUGCUGUGACCCCUCGGGCCUACCCCAGUCACACCAGCCAACCUAUAGGCAGGACCACAGCAACCCCCACCACACACCGGCUGCCCACCACGGCCCCCAGUCGCACGGCAGGACACCGGCCCCUGCCUCCAGGCCUCCAGCAGCCCCCAAGGCCGUGUGCCUCCCAGCCCUGCCUCCACGGAGGCACUUGCCAGGACCAGGACUCUGGCCAAGGCUUCAGUUGCAGCUGCCCAGCGGGCAAGGGUGGCACCAUCUGCGAGGAGGUGCUGCGCCCCUCUGUGCCUGCCUUCUGGGGCCACUCCUUCCUGGCUUUCCCCACCCUCCGUGCCUACCAUACCCUGCGCCUGGCCCUGGAAUUCCGGACUCUAGAGCCACAGGGGCUUCUGCUCUACAAUGGAAACAACCACGGCAAAGAUUUCCUGGCACUGACUUUGAGGAAUAGACGGGUGCAGCUCAGGUUUGACACAGGUUCUGGGCCAGCAGUGCUGACCAGUUCCAUGCCUGUAGAACUGGGCCGGUGGCACCGCCUAGAACUAUCAAGGCACUGGCGCCAAGGCACACUCUCCGUGGAUGGUGAGAGCCCUGUUGUUGGCGAGAGUCCCAGUGGCACAGAUGGCCUUAACCUGGACACAGACCUUUUUGUGGGUGGCGUCCCAGAGGACCAGGCUGCUGUGGUGCUUGAGCAGACCUCUGUUGGGGUUGGUCUGAGGGGCUGCAUUCGCCUACUGGACAUCAACAACCAGCAGCUGGAGCUGGGCAGCUGGCAGAGAGCUGCAGCCCAAAGCUCUGGUAUAGGCGAGUGUGGAGAUGACCCCUGCGUGCCCAACCCCUGCAGUGGUGGAGUAUCGUGCCAAGCACUCGAGGCUGGCAUGUUCCACUGUCAGUGCCCACCAGGCCACUUUGGUCUGACCUGUGCCAGCAAGAAGAACCCCUGCCAGCCAAACCCCUGCCAUGGAGCAGCCCCAUGCCGUGUACUGCCUGAGGGGGGUGCCAAGUGCGAGUGCCCCCUUGGGCGUGAGGGAGCCCUCUGCCAGACAGUUUCAGAGCGGGACCAUGGCUCCCAGCCCUUCCUGGCUGAUUUCAGUGGCUUCUCCUACCUGGAACUGAAAGGCUUGCACACCUUUGGACGAGACCUGGGGGAGAAGAUGGAGCUGGAGAUUGUAUUCCUGACCCGUGGCCCCAGUGGCUUGCUCCUCUACAAUGGGCAGAAGACGGAUGGCAGGGGGGACUUUGUGUCACUGGCCUUACGUGACUGGCACCUAGAAUUCCGUUAUGACCUGGGCAAGGGGGCUGCAGUCAUCAGGAGUAAGGAGCCUGUGGCCCUGGGCAUCUGGAAAAAAGUCUCACUGGAGCGAAAUGGCCGCAAGGGUGCGCUGCGUGUGGGCAAUGGGCCCCGGGUGCUAGGGGAGUCCCCGAAAUCCCGCAAGGUGCCACACACCGUACUCAACCUGAAGGAGCCGCUUUAUGUCGGGGGUGUCCCUGACUUCAGCAAGUUGGCUCGGGCAGCUGCAGUGUCCUCUGGCUUCGAUGGUGCCAUCCAGCUGAUCUCCCUGGGAGGCCGCCAGCUGCUUACCCAGGAUCAUGUGCUGCAGGCAGUGGGUAUCUCAUCCUUUGCUGACCACCCUUGCACCAAAGCCUUGGGCCACCCCUGUCUCAAUGGAGCCUCAUGUCUCCCACGGGAAGCCGCCUAUGAGUGCCUGUGUCCCCCAGGCUUCUCAGGGCUGCACUGUGAGAAAGGGCUGGUUGAGAAGUCGGCGAGAGACCUAGAGACGCUGGCCUUUGAUGGGCAGACCUACAUCGAGUACCUGAACGCUGUGAGGGAGAGCGAACUGGCCAAUGAGAUCCCAGUCCCGGAAACUCCAGAUUCCGGGGCCCUUCACAGCGAGAAGGCGCUGCAGAGCAACCACUUUGAACUGAGCUUGCGCACUGAGGCCACUCAAGGGCUGGUGCUGUGGAGUGGCAAAGCCACAGAGCGCACAGACUAUGUGGCUCUGGCCAUUGUGGAUGGGCGCCUGCAGCUGAGCUAUGACUUGGGCUCCCAACCCGUGGUGCUGCGCUCCACUGUGAAGGUCAACACCAAUCACUGGCUUCGGGUCAGAGCUCACAGGGAGCAGAGGGAAGGAUCCCUUCAGGUGGGCAACGAAGCCCCUGUGACUGGCUCCUCCCCGCUGGGCGCCACACAGCUGGACACAGAUGGAGCUUUGUGGCUCGGGGGCCUCCAGAACCUGCCCAUGGGCCAGGUCCUGCCCAAGGCCUAUAGCACAGGCUUUGUGGGCUGCCUGCGGGACGUGGUGGUGAGUGGGCGCCCGCUGCACCUGCUGGAAGAUGCAGUCACCAGGCCAGAGCUGCGGCCCUGCCCCAGCCCCUGACCAGCACCCAAGCCCCCACCCACCCUACUGCAGCCGUGUUGCAGACACCUGGUGCCCAGGGACCCGCAGCGGCCAUAUGGCAGCCUCAGGACUUGCCCCUCUGCCUCAGGGUGGCAUGCCCCAGCCCUUUGCGCUGUGUGUCCCUAGCGUGUCCGCCUGUCAGUCCCUUGUGUCCCUGACCCCAUUGGCAGACCCCACUCCCAAUGUCACCAUGUUUUGUUGGAUGAGGUCCAUGUCCCAGAGCAGGGGAGCUGCUGGGUUUGAUGGGGCCUUCAUGUAAGCAAGCCCCUGGGCCUCCUGGUUCCCACUUACACUCUUGCCUGUGUAUGCAGUGGGUGAGCCUCAUCUGGCCUAGCCUGGAGCCUAGGGCCCUCUGUGCCAGUACUGUAACUUAGAAACAAUGUUAUUUUUGGGCCCAUGCCCCACACCCCCAAGGGUGUCUGCUAGCCCCAGGGUGCUGGGGGACAGAGGCCAGGGCUGGGCUCAUCCAGGGCACCCUCGCUAGGCCUGCCCACCCACCCUGGAUUAGCUCCCCUUCAUACACUCCAGGCCCAGUGAGGAGCUCCUAAGGGAGCAUGAUGUGGCCUUCUUCCCUCAGGUGGGUGUCUGGGCCUGACCACUAGCCUCAUUUGGUGCCCGGAGGUCACACCUUUUGUCCUUCUGUGCUGGUCCCAGAGCAAUCUGCAUGAGGGAGGCUGUGCUCAUCUGAGAGUGAACAGCAUGGUGCCUGACCAAAGCCAAAGGGCAGGUGUAGGUGUGGCAGAGAUGGCAGUGGAGCUGAAAAUGCCUUAAACUGCAGCAUCCAUCCCACCACUCCCUGCCCUCCAUGCAAACCAUGCAAGGCCGUCUAAGGCUGGUGGGGUGGCAGCCUGGCUCCCCUGAUGGGGAGGGGGAGGCAGGAGGGAGCCGCAUGGGGUCUUGUUACUAACUCCAGUAUGUGUUCGUCAAAUGCCAUGAAAUAAAGACUGUAAACAAA
Molecule: messenger RNA, 7220 nt
Organism: Fukomys damarensis (Damara mole-rat)
Lineage: Eukaryota; Metazoa; Chordata; Mammalia; Rodentia; Bathyergidae
Gene: Agrn
Product: agrin
Exons: 39
Coding region: 353-6244 (1963 amino acids)
Biological process (GO): G protein-coupled acetylcholine receptor signaling pathway; receptor clustering
Molecular function (GO): laminin binding; calcium ion binding
Source: RefSeq, a predicted model, not a curated record